This is a messenger RNA of Diachasma alloeum, 441 nucleotides long. RefSeq lists its product as uncharacterized. NCBI's taxonomy places the organism in Eukaryota, Metazoa, Arthropoda, Insecta, Hymenoptera, Braconidae. Bases 1 to 441 code for a protein of 146 amino acids. The record is from RefSeq and is a predicted model, not a curated record. Gene Ontology annotation, molecular function: nucleic acid binding. The transcript has a single exon. Gene Ontology annotation, biological process: DNA integration.
AUGACUACGUCCGCAGUCCAUAUUGAGGUCGUCUCAGAUUACGCAGCCGAUGGAUUCAUCGCUGCGUAUCGUCGCUUUGUUGCCCGGCGUGGACUCUGCAAGAACUUGUUCUCAGACUGCGGAACGAACUUCUUGGGAGCCGACCAGGAAUUGAAGAAGCUCUUCUCAAUGGCGUCUAAGGAAUCGAACAAACUAGCCCAACUCUUGCUCAGCGAUGGAACCAGAUGGUCUUUAAACCCUCCAGGUGCACCGUACUUUGGAGGCAAAUGGGAAGCCGCGGUAAAGUCGGUGAAGUUCCAUCUCAAACGAACGAUCGGCGAUGCCCUAUUGACCUACGAGGAACUCACUACUUUACUCGCGCAGAUCGAAGCCAUGCUCAAUUCGCGACCACUGGAACCGCUAUCAGAAGAUCCUGAUGACGUCAGCACGCUNACAAACUAG